UUUAUUCAAUUGAGAAGAUAUUCAUUGCUUUCAAACGACAAACAAAACACAUAUUUCAUAACAACUCCAAUAUUUUACGUCAAUUCAGUUCCACACAUCGGACACUUGUAUUCCGCUAUAAUUGCCGACACUUUUCAUCGAUUUCACCGAAUUUGUGGCAAAACUAAUACAACAUUCUCGACCGGAACCGAUGAAUACGGGAUCAAAAUUCAAAGAGCGGCUCAAUUGAGAGGAAUUGAGACCAAAUUAUUUUGCGAUCAAAUAUCACAACAAUUUAGAAGUCUUUUCGAGUCCUCAGACAUUGGUUUCACUCAUUUCAUCAGAACUACCGAUGAUUUGCACCGAAAUUCUGUUCAAACCUUUUGGACAACUCUUGUCAACAAUGGGUUUAUAUAUAAGUCCUCUUACGAGGGCUGGUAUUGUGUGUCCGACGAGACGUUUGUCACCGAAACGCAAACGUUUAUCAAUGAAAACAAUAUUAGGGUUUCGACAGAGUCUGGAAAUGCUGUCGAAUGGUCUUCAGAAGAGAAUUAUAUCUUCAAAUUGAGUCAAUUUAAGGAUAAAAUUGUUGAUUGGAUUAACAGCGGAGACACUGUUCAGCCCUCAGUAUUCGCUCAUAUCUUAAGACAUGAGGUCGAGAAAGGAUUGCGAGACAUAUCUGUAUCCAGACCUAAAGGACGCGUCAAUUGGGGUAUAGAAGUGCCCAACGAUUCGGAACAAGUCAUAUACGUCUGGUUCGACGCACUCAUCAAUUAUUUGACUGUUUCCGGAUAUCCCGGCGAUAAGAAUCACAUUUGGCCACCAGAUUGUCAGGUGAUUGGCAAAGAUAUCCUUAAAUUUCACGGUAUAUAUUGGCCGGCAUUCUUGAUGGCCGCCGGUCUCGAACCGCCGCACUCUCUCUUAUGUCACUCCCAUUGGCUCAGAGAUGACAUCAAAAUGAGUAAAAGUAAAGGCAAUGUUGUCGACCCUUUCCAGUGUAUUAAAGACUAUACCAGCGAUGGGUUCCGGUAUUUUCUACUACGACAGGGAUCUCUUCACACCGAUUCGAAUUUUACUGAACUUAAUGUAAAGAAAUAUUUAAACGCAGAAUUGGCCGACAAUUUUGGAAAUUUGUUGAGUCGAUGCACAGCUAAAGCCAUUAAUAAGAGUCAAAUGUUUCCCAAUUUAUCUUUAAAUGAUCUUUUGAUUGUUGAAAAUGAAUCCUCAAAACUCAUUGAAAUGAUACAAAAUUUAGCUCAAAAUUGCGAAAAUCACUAUUUGAACGGAAAUUUUCAUUUAGUUAUCAAUGAUAUCAUGGAUUGUUUGCGAAUGAAUAACAUAUUUUUUAACGAAACCAAACCCUGGCUUUUGGCCAAACAGGACAAUGAAUUUUUGCGAUUGCAAUCAGUUCUUUGCAUCACUUUAGAAGCCCUCAGAGUCGAAUCAAUUGUGCGGAACGCAAUUGGGUUAAUGCCGAAGAGACCUUCCGCUCAGAUAGUGGUUCUGAUCAGAAGACAACCGCUUCUC
Molecule: messenger RNA, 1506 nt
Organism: Medioppia subpectinata
Lineage: Eukaryota; Metazoa; Arthropoda; Arachnida; Sarcoptiformes; Oppiidae
Source: the annotation of a GenBank genome assembly